Molecule: messenger RNA, 1316 nt
Organism: Daucus carota subsp. sativus
Lineage: Eukaryota; Viridiplantae; Streptophyta; Magnoliopsida; Apiales; Apiaceae
Product: hyoscyamine 6-dioxygenase-like
Exons: 4
Coding region: 81-1112 (343 amino acids)
Source: RefSeq, a predicted model, not a curated record
CUAGACAAACAGACUCUUAAUCACGUAGUAUGAUAGCAUGAUCAUCAAGUAAGAGCCUGCUAUUGUUCUGAAGUGAUCUUAUGUCUCAGUCAGAGUUGCUGGUUUCGAGCUGGUGCAAAAAUGCCAAGUCCCUGCCUGCAGAUUAUAUAAUGCCACCUGAGAAAAGAGUCACUGAUUUUACGGUUUCUAAAGAAAUUCCAGUUCUUGAUUUAGAACACGAAGCUGGCCCUGGUAGAUCAGCUCUGAUCCAGCAGAUUAUCAAGGCAAGCCAGGAGUUUGGGCUAUUUCAGGUGAUUAAUCAUGGAGUAUCAGACGAGUUGAUGCAUGAGACAAUGAGUCUCUACGAGGAAUUCUUUAACUUGCCAGUUGAUGAUCAAGAAAAAUUAUUUUCGGAUGAUUUUUUUAGUAGUGUUAGGCUGUACACAAGUGGCUAUAAUUAUGCUAAUGAGGAUUUUCAUCUUUGGAAAGAUACUCUGAAACACCUUACUCACCCUCUAGAGGAUGUUGUUCAAGGUUGGCCUGAUAAGCCAUCGCGAUACAGAGAAGUGAUGACGAAAUAUUCAGUGGAAGUGAAUAAGAUGACCACCAGGAUUCUGGACCUCAUCUGUGAAGGACUUGGGCUUGAAGAAGGGUUUUUCAGAGGCGAAAUGACCAAAGGUAUAGGAAUGGUGAUCAACAAUUAUCCACCAUGUCCGGAACCAGAUUUGGCCAUGGGAAUACAUCCGCACUGUGAUCCUUAUAUCUUAACCAUAAUUCAGCAACAAGUCUAUGGGCUUCAGAUAAAGAAAAAGGAGCAAUGGAUAGGUGUGGAACCAAUCCCGAAUGCAUUCGUUAUCAUGAUACCUUACCAACUACAGGUCAUCAGUAAUGACAAGCUAAGAAGUUGUGAGCACCGGGGAGUGACAAAUUCAAGUACUGCUCGGAUAUCAAUUGUCACCUUCUGUGGUCCUUCUAAAGAUUGUGAAAUUGGACCUGCAAAAGAGCAUGUUAGUGCUUCCAAUCCACCACGUUUCAAGAAGUAUAAAUACUUGGAUUUUCAGAUCAACUAUCUACAUCAGUUAUCCAAGAAGAACCUCUGCAAUGAAACAGCACUAGGGCCUUAUCUCCUCUAGGUCUUUGUUUAUCAAAAAUUCAAUACAUCAACAGACUUGUGUUGUGUGUGUGUCUGUGUCUUUGUUUUCAAGUCUCUAAGCUAAAGCUUAAUUACUGCUAGAGAAGUCUGCUGAUUUGAUGUAUCUACAUAUCUGCAUGUUGUAACAUAUAUUUACAGUUUGUAAUCCAACAUGAAAUGAAGUGUUCUCUUCAUUAGAAUGUAA